Messenger RNA from Penicillium verhagenii, 483 nucleotides. RefSeq lists its product as uncharacterized. The transcript has 2 exons. Bases 1 to 483 code for a protein of 160 amino acids. The record is from RefSeq and is a predicted model, not a curated record. Lineage: Eukaryota; Fungi; Ascomycota; Eurotiomycetes; Eurotiales; Aspergillaceae.
AUGUUCUGUCUACGAAGUUGGUUGCCGCUACUCUUCAUCCCGACGAACGCAUCGCCACUUUUUAUCAUUUCCUUCGUGGCAUUGACCUACACCAUUCACCGGCCAUGCAUCUACUGUUCCGCGCUCCUCCUCAUCCUAUUCGCAUCAUCCUGCUACUGGUCAGAUCGCUGUAUCUUCGAUCUAAAGAGUAACUGGUUUGCGCCUCGCUACAGCGCCCAGUCAGGCGAACAAUACACAUCCAUGACCGGAAACGCAACGAUGGCCGCACCAAUCCCCGGAGACGGUCUUACGGGCUUUGUCUUUGAUACAUUCAACUCCAGUGCUAAGAUUUUGGCAGGAGCGGCCUUGGAUAGUGCGCAGCAGCGUCUUGGAAUCGAGUCCAGACCGGAGGAAUGGACUGGCGUUGGACUAGAGUGGUUGCGCAGUCUGCUAGGACAGCGGGAAUGGACACUGCCAUGUGUUGAUGUUAAGGUCCGGCUUUGA